Danio rerio (zebrafish) is the source of this 4960-nucleotide messenger RNA. RefSeq names its product solute carrier family 38 member 4 (gene slc38a4). The record is from RefSeq and is marked validated. Gene Ontology annotation, biological process: L-alpha-amino acid transmembrane transport. Lineage: Eukaryota; Metazoa; Chordata; Actinopteri; Cypriniformes; Danionidae. Gene Ontology annotation, cellular component: membrane.
GGCUAAAAAGAAACUCAUCAGAGUUCAGCAACUAGUGUUCAGCGUCAGUCCGGCUCUCAUAUAGUUUUCCCCGAGGCAUAACCCGAAUAAACAGCUGUAAAGAUGGAGCGAAUGGAGCUGAAGAAAGUGAGCGCAGAGAUGGAGGAUGAGAGCAGUGUGGACGACAGCUACAGAGAGAACAUGGACUCUGAAAAGGCCACAAUCAACAGCCAGUUCCUGGAUGAAGAUGAUGCAGAGAGUCAGAAGUUUCUCACCAAUGGCUUGAUGAAGAAGAAGAAAUAUGAGGAAUAUAAUGAAGAAUAUCACCCAGGUCAUGCUUCCUUUGGCAUGUCUGUCUUUAACCUCAGUAACGCCAUCAUGGGCAGUGGGAUCCUGGGCCUGUCCUUCGCCAUGGCCAACACCGGCAUCAUCCUGUUUGUAAUCCUCCUGCUGGGAGUCGCUAUCCUCUCGCUAUACUCUGUUCAUCUCUUAUUAGUGACGGCCAAAGAAGGAGGCUCGCUGAUCUACGAGAAGCUUGGAGAAAGAGCGUUUGGAUGGCCUGGAAAAAUGGCAGCUUUCGGGUCUAUAACUCUGCAGAACAUAGGAGCCAUGUCCAGCUACCUUUUCAUAGUCAAAUAUGAGCUGCCGGAGGUGAUACGAGCUUUCCUCGGACUGGAGGAGAGUUCUGGUGAAUGGUAUCUGAAUGGGAAUUAUGUGGUGGUGCUGGUGUCCAUCGGCAUCAUUUUACCUCUAUCUCUGCUGAAAAACCUGGGGUAUCUGGGCUACACCAGCGGCUUCUCUCUCUCCUGUAUGGUCUUCUUCCUGGGAGUGCUGAUCUACAAGAAGACGAUCCUGCCGUGUCCUCUUCCAUUCUUCUUCGAGCACGGCUCAAACGUUAGCAUAAAUGGAUCGGAUGCGAUAGCUCUGUACGGACUGCACAACGCCUCGGCUCUGGCGUACAUGUCAGAAACGGCUGCAAACGCCGUGGAUCCACACACACCGCUCCACGACUCGGUGCAGUUCAGCGCUCACCCGGAGGACCACCAGGACAUGUGCACGCCCAAAUACUUCAUCUUCAACUCACAGACCGUUUACACUGUUCCCAUCCUCGCCUUCGCAUUUGUGUGUCAUCCUGAAGUUCUGCCUAUCUACAGUGAACUGAAGAAUCGCUCUCGUCGGAGGAUGCAGUCUGUCUCAAACCUCUCCAUCUUGGCUAUGCUGGUUAUGUACCUGCUGUCUGCUCUCUUCGGUUAUCUGACGUUUUAUGAUCAUGUGGAGGCCGAGCUGCUGCACACCUUCACCAAGGUCUACAAGUUCGACACGAUGCUGCUGAUGGUGCGACUGGCGGUGCUGACGGCCGUGACGCUCACCGUACCUAUCGUACUCUUCCCCAUCCGCUCGUCGGUCAUCACGCUGUGUUUCGCAGGGAAAGAGUUCAGCUGGAUUCGACACUUCCUCAUCGCCGCUGCUAUUCUGGCCUUCAAUAAUCUGCUGGUGAUCUUCGUGCCCACCAUCAGAGACAUCUUCGGCUUCAUCGGUUCGUCUGCAGCCACAAUGCUCAUCUUUAUCCUGCCAGCGGCUUUUUACCUGCGGCUGGUUAAGAGUUUACCAAUGAAGUCUCCUCAAAAAAUAUCUGCACUGAUUUUCCUGGUGGUGGGAAUCUUCUUCAUGAUCGGCAGUUUGUCUCUGAUCGUCUUGGACUGGAUCCACAAUCCUCCAGGCUCUAAAGGUGCUCAUUAAAAACUGUUCAGUCUUCAUCCCAGAGAUCAUCUCUCCUCCUGGACCCUGAGCAUCCAUCUCUCUCUCCCUCUCACUGCUCUAAUGUGUGUUUUCCAGCAAACGGAGCCUCAGAUAGUGUUCAUGUGGAAGAUGGACAGAUAUUUAUAUAAAGAGAGCGAGAGAGAGCUGGGCAGCAGGGUUCAUCAAAAAGCACUUCUGGAUACCAACAACACUUUUCCUAAUCAUGUCUGACUUCAUUAGCUGACUCUAGCAGUCGUGGGUAGUUAGUCUAUUGUUAUUCUGAAAGGAAUAGUUCACUCAAAGAUGGCAUUUCCAUCAUUUUCUUUUCCAAAGCUGACAAAAAAAACUGCUGUUGAUCAUGCGAAAAUGAUAACGUUCAUUAUUUGAGCGAACUAUUUGCUUCAUCAUUAAUAAUAUUUCCUCUGUGAGAGUGGGAAAAGGUCCAAUUAUCAAUUUUUUGUACCAAAAUGAGGAAGUUGUGUGUACUGGAGGUCCACAUAAGCUUUGAUUUUCCUCUCAGACACACACACACACACACACACAGUACUGCAGGACCACACUGACUGACUGACCGCUGCUCUUCAUUAAGAGGAUUUAAAGUCAGUUUGUCUCUUGAUCUCCACACGUGCUUUUUUUCCAUUUCGACAAUCGCGGUGGACUUUUAAAAGAAGUUACUGUUCUGUGCCACACUGAAUGGACUGCAGUGCUGUUUCUGAUCAAUUACAGUGAAGCCAUCAAGCCUGAACGUUUGCUGUAAACCACAUCUGCCUUUUUCCUUUAUUAUAUUUGUGCCUUUGCCAUCUUUCUGUGCUGUAUCUGACUACUCAGCGAACAGGAAACGUUCUGCAGAUGCACCUCCAGUACUAGAUUUUCUUGAGCUCGAUUUCAAAGUGUUACAUUAUUUAUACAUCAUUUACGGAAUGUUCUAUUUCUGAGACAUUCUGCUGGACGUUCAUGGAAUGCUUUUUAAAUGUUACUCAUUUUUGGAAUGCUUGUUCCGAAAAUGGAAUGUUUAUCCUUUUUGAAACACCUGACAUGAACGUUCAGAGGACAAUCAGAAAAGACGUUCUCACAACUAAAUGGGAACAUUAGUCAAACGUAUUCCUGUUCACUGCAUUGCUGGAGAAAAACAAUGACGUUUACAGAAGUGAGACGGUCAGCUCCGUCUCCUGAAACUGGUUUCCGUGUGCAGCGGUCCAGCCAAAGUGGACGAUAUUUAAAGAUCCUUUAGUGAUCUAGUGUCUCAUAAUGCGAAUGAAUAUUUCAAAUGAAAUGGUAUGAUAUUUUUGCAUGUUUAAAAUCACAAACAUGGUCUUUUUGGACAUUGUAUAUGGUUUGUAAAUAGGUUUAUUUUUUUGGGGUCAUUGAUGGCCGCUGGAAGGGACUACGCGUUCGCCAGUAGAGUUUUAGUAUUAUAUUUUAGAUAUUGUGCCAUCAUGCCUUCGUUUUCUUUUGUAAAUUUGUAGAAAAGCCAUUGUAUUUCUAUUAUCCUUCCGUUACGCUGAACUGAAAGCUGGAGUUGUGUGGGGUUUAUUGUGUGUUACUUGAUUAGUUAGCAGCUCAACUGGUACAGAGAGACUCACAGACUGAACAUGUGCUCACUUUUAAUCUGUGUUUAAAAACAAGUAUUUGUCUUCCACUGUUUACCUCCGCACACCAAGUGUCGGACAUAUUCAUAAGUGCAUUUAUAUGUAUUCAAAAGUCGACAUGAAAUCUGAACUGACCCUUUUUACCUUCUUGGUAACACCUGAAUGUGUUAAUGCAUAACGUAACACUGAACAAUACAUUUCAUUCAGUAUUUUAUAUAUGCAUUCAUUGAUGCAUCUUUUGUUUAUGUUAGUUCAUAAGAAUACAUCUUUUAUUUAAAGGGACAGUUCACCAAUUUACUUAAACUCAAGUGUUUGUAAGCUGUUACGAGUUUCUUUCUUCAGUUAAACACAAAGGAAGAUAUUGUGAGGAAUGUUGGAAAAAAAGCUAUGCUAUGCAGAGUGGCCUAGUGGUUAGCACUGUUGCCUCACAGCAAGAACAUCACUGGUUCUAGUUCUUACCAAGCCAGCCGACGUUUCUGUGCGGCGUUUACACGUUCUCCCCGUGCUCAUGUGGGUUUCCCCCGGGUUCCCCGGUUUCCUAACGCUUAAGUUAAUUGACUAAUCUAAAUCAGCACCAUAGACAUGCUCCUAGACAGUAGUGUCUCUUAAGAGCGAUCACUAUCUUCAUUAGCUACUACAGCAGGGGAGUUCUCCAGAUCUACCUGAGCUCAAACUCCCCUCUCGCCUUGCAAACGGUAGGGAGCCUCGGCCUCGAGGAUCUUAUGAGCUCAGGGCUCUCUCCCGGGACAGCAUGCCAAACAAGCUUUAUAACCAAUCAUCAGCUAAGUGUGAACUCUUGAAACAGGCGGCAAAUAUCAAAAACAAAACUAGUUUGGAGUCUAAAUGCAAUGAAUGUGCCAUGGCUUUUAGAGGAUUAUCAGAUAAAAGGUUCAUCCUACUCAGUUUUGUAUGUGCAUUUAUAAAAUGCAUGCACAAUAUGGUAUUUCCAUCAAUUAUUUUAUAACGUGAUAGUCUAAAAUGGAUGAAUGACAACAAAUCUACUGACAUCCAUUGUGGAAGUAAAAAAUACAAUGGAAGUCAAUGGCUGUUUUGUUCAACUGAAGAAAGAAGCUCAAGCAGAGCAAGUGAAACAUGACUGAAUUGGAAUUUUGGUGGGAACUGCCCCUUUAAAUGACGCAUUAGUGAAAUGUGUUAACUAUUUACUUAUUUUAACCAAUGAAAAGUCCACCAGUUUCUUAAUAAACAUUCCAAAGAAACAUCCGUUCAUAAUUGUCAUCAUCAUGUGAAUGUUCUGUAAUAUUCUGAAGUUGAAAUGGGUGGUGGAUGUGUUUUCAAGUGGAUGUCAAGUGUGUUUACAUGCUGAACAUGUACGUCAGUACACCGGCUUGUCUUACAGCUCAGUGCCUGUCGCAUCCUUCAGGGCAAAUCUGCAGGAAUUGUGACCAUCAACGUUGUUUUGAAUGUACGAACAGUUUACAUGUACUUUGGAAAUGUGAAAUGAACUCUCAGUGUUACUAUCAGCAUAGAGGAGCAGUCGCUCACAAACUACCAGCAUAACCUGAAAACGCUGACAGCCAAUCAGCUGCAGCCUCCUCGGCCAAUCACAAGCCGCCACAUCAUUUGGGGGAUUUUUGUAUCACUAAAGCUGUUUCCAUAUUAUGUAACAUGAAAAAUAAAGAAAUGUGAAACGA